Fulvia fulva is the source of this 2208-nucleotide messenger RNA. RefSeq names its product HBS1-like protein. The record is from RefSeq and is a predicted model, not a curated record. The transcript has 4 exons. Bases 1 to 2208 code for a protein of 735 amino acids. Gene Ontology annotation, biological process: translation. NCBI's taxonomy places the organism in Eukaryota, Fungi, Ascomycota, Dothideomycetes, Mycosphaerellales, Mycosphaerellaceae. Gene Ontology annotation, molecular function: GTP binding; GTPase activity.
AUGCAGCGCGUCAAGAACAUCGACUAUGACGAGGACGAUGUAUACUCCGACGAAGAAGAGCACACGUACGCGGAAGAGGCUGACGCAGGGUACUCGCAAGAGGACAAGGACAACUUCACGACGUUGACUCCUGUCGUCCGCGCGGAACUCGAUGAAGCAGGAGUGCCGGCCACUACACAGCAAAUCGAAGAGGCGCUGUGGCACUACUUCUGGGACGUUGGCAAGAGUGUAGCAUAUCUCAUGAACGCAAGGACGCCAAGAGACACGAAGAAAGAUGAGGAAAAGGACAAGGAUAAGCCAAAGAGCAAGUUCGAUGAGGCGGCGCAGAAAAGCGCACAGCUUGCAGAGCGUAAACCGAGCACGUCUGCUGCAGACUGGUUCCGUGGCACACCUUGGACUGGUGUGCCUGCGUCGAUGCUGAGCACCUUCACCCCGGUCCAAAGACUGCCGCAAGUCAAGCUACUGGGAGGCUCGUCGAAGUUGGCCAAACUCGCCGCGGAACGUCGAAAGAAGGCAGCCGCAGCCCGGAAUGCACAAGCACCAAGCGCACCCGCAGAUUCUCUCAGCUCGCUCGAGCGCCUGAGCGUAUCGAGGGACGCGAAGGAGAAUGAGUCCCCAGCGCAACCGCCAGAACCAAAGAAGUACCCUAUGCGGCGAAAACGAUCACCAACGCCACCGCCUAGAGACCCGGCUCCCCCACCGCUGGAGCCAGAGGAGGACGUACCAAACCUCCGCUCGUCUCCUACUGCAUUCGCCCAGGCGCUUUCCACCGGCACUGGAAGUGUGAACGGCCGGAGCAAAAUAAAAGCAACUCAGCCAGCGAAUGGUCUGGCGAAGAAGACAGAAGCACUCAAGCUUGAUGCAGGUGCAGCAACACCUCCUGCUCCAAAGGUGAAGAGCAAAGGCCUUGAUGUGCCCAAGCUGUGGGUCGAGGAGAUGUCCAAACAGAAAGCAUCUGCUUCUUUUGUGGUGAUUGGCCAUGUAGAUCACGGCAAGAGCACACUGAUGGGGCGACUGCUACUCGACACUGGCGCUGUAUCACAACGAGACAUCGAUAGGUACAAGAAACAAGCGACUGACAUUGGCAAGUCGUCCUUUGCACUAGCUUGGGUGAUGGACACAGGCUCCGAGGAGCGUGAGCGUGGAGUCACUGUCGAUAUCGCGCAGCACCACUUCAGCACAGAUGUGGCAGAUUUCACCAUCCUGGAUGCGCCGGGACAUCGCGACUUUGUGCCCAACAUGAUUGGGGGUGCAUCAAUGGCCGAUCUAGGCGUGCUCGUGGUCGACGCCAAUCAGCUGGAGUCGGGCAUGAAAGGUCAGACACGUGAGCACAUCUUACUUGCCUCCGCCGUUGGACUACGAAAAAUGGUAGUAGCUGUCAACAAGCUGGAUUCGACUACACCCAAGUGGGACCAAAGCAUCUUUGAGAAUGUGAGCGCGCAAGUGCUUAAGCUUCUGAGGGAGACUGGCUUCAAGGAAGCAGACAUCAACAUCGUGCCUUGUAGUGGACUGAAUGGCGACAACGUGGCCAAGGCACUCACUGGAAAUACAUUCGCGCAAUGGAUAUCGAAGCAUACGACGCUACUGCAGCAGUUGGAGAAGUUGGCGACGCAUACCGUAGAGCCUGAUCUAGUGCAGAAGCCUCUGCGAAUGCAGAUUGCGGACGUUUUCAGAGGUGGCAUCACAAAUCCACUCUCCAUUGCUGGACGCAUAUGCUCCGGCCAUGUUCAGGUCGGCGAUGUCAUCCUCGUUCAGCCUAGCGGAGAGAGUGCCGUAGUCAAGGGCAUAGAGGUCAACGGCGAAGGCAGGGACUGGGCGGUCGCAGAUGACAUCCCAACACUACACCUUAUCGACAUCGAGCCGCAGCAUCUAAGAAGCGGCGAUGUAGCGUGCAGCCCUCAGAAGCCAAUACGUGUCAUCAAGAACCUCACGGUAAAGGUGCAGGCCCUAGACAGUCUGUUGCCGCAGCAGGUCAACGUACACAUCGGUCGGCUGCAUGUGCCGGGUGCCAUCAGCCAUCUGGUCGCAACCGAAGAUGCGAAGGGUGAAACUAUGAAGAAGAAGCCACGUAUAGUGAAAGCAGGGCAAAGAGCUAUAAUCAAGCUAGUACUCGACGAUGGCGCUCCAUUGGAGACGGGCGACCGUGUCGUGCUCAGAGCGGAGGGAAGUACAAUUGCAGCAGGAGUGAUUGACACCAUCAGCAUCUGA